UCGGUUUAGUUGCAAUUAGUCCAAACUUCAGGGGAGGUUAUUGUAGUUUGCCCUACUAUUUAUUUAUUUAUUUUCUAUUUUUCCAUUUAUGCUAUUUAAACCUUUAACUAGGAAACGACACAGUUUUAAGGUCUUCGUUUUUUGCUGUUGAAGUAGAGAACUGAAAGGGGCGCUCUGUCUCUCAACUUCAAAAUAUUUUUUAAAGAGGCUAAUUGCUGAGCAGCGACCAAUUUGCUUUUUCCUGCCUUAGGCUUCUCCCCGAAUAUUAUUGAAACUCAUUCUUUUCUCUUUUUUUUUUUUUUUUUUUUUUUUUUUUUUUUUCCAGUGAAACUUUUUAUCUGAAUGUAAGCUGUCCUCUCUGAUAACUGAUUGAUCUUAGAUUAGUAAACAUUCAGUAUUUCAAUUUCUCAUUUUUCUACCUAGUUUUAUUCCUCUAUUGGCUCGCUAAAAUCAUUACAUUUUGAUACAUUUUAUGUUUUUAUUUUUUUUUAUUCUUACCAAAAAAAAUUGUGGAUUCUUACCCAAAAUUCCAUGUUCUCACUCUCGGUUCUGUUGUGUGUUUUUCAUGAUUUGCAGAUGUCUAAAUCUGGAGCAUUGGAUCUGGCUUCUGGUGUUGGCGGCAAGAUUGAGAAAAAUGAAGUACUUUCAGCUGUGAAAAAGUAUGAGAAGUAUUAUGUGGCUGGGGAUGAGGAUGAGAGAAAAACUAACUACAUUGACAUGGUCAACAAAUAUUAUGAUUUAGUGACAAGCUUUUAUGAAUAUGGUUGGGGUGAGUCCUUCCAUUUUGCACCAAGAUGGAAAGGGGAAUCACUUCGAGAGAGCAUCAAGCGGCAUGAGCACUUUCUUGCUUUGCAAUUAGGUCUAAAACAGGGACAGAAGGUCUUGGACGUUGGAUGUGGAAUUGGGGGCCCCCUAAGAGAAAUUGCUAGAUUCUGUGAUACAUUUGUUACAGGGAUAAAUAACAAUGAGUUUCAAAUCACAAGGGGAACGGAACUGAAUCGCAUUGCAGGAGUGGAAAAGACCUGUAACUAUGUGAAGGCUGACUUCAUGAAAAUGCCAUUCUCUGACAAUAGUUUUGAUGCCAUAUUUGCAAUAGAAGCUACCUGUCAUGCACCAGAUGUGUUUGAUUGCUACAAGGAGAUUUACAGAGUGUUGAAGCCUGGCCAGUGUUUUGCUGCUUAUGAGUGGUGCAUCACUGAUUCAUUUGAUCCGAACAACCAAGAGCACCAGCGGAUCAAGGGGGAAGUUGAGCUUGGAAAUGGACUUCCUGACAUCAGGUCAACGGGACAAUGUCUUGAAGCUUUAAAACUUGCAGGUUUCGAGGUUAAAUGGGAGAAGGAUGUUGCUGUGGACUCACCUCUUCCUUGGUAUUUGCCUCUGGAUAAAAGUCAAUUCUCGCUAAGCAACUUUCGAGUAACAGCUUUUGGACGUUUCAUCACAAGAAAUAUGGUGAAAACCUUGGAGUUUAUGGGGCUUGCUCCAGAAGGAAGUCAGAAGGUUCAAUCUUUCCUUGAGAAAGCAGCAGAUGCACUUGUUGAAGGUGGAAAGAAGGGGAUUUUUACACCGCUCUACUUCUUGUUGGCCCGGAAACCUCUUUUGUAGGUCAAAAUGCUAAUGCAGCAGAAGCUUCACAAGGUUUAUGAGAGACAUUGUGAUUCAGUUACUACAUCACUUCUCUUAUGUGACUAGAAAUUGAUUUGGUCCAACUGGACUCUCCCGGCCACCGGCGGCCGCAAGAAUGUUGGCAUGGUGGUGGUGAUGGUGGUUCGUUCUCCAAAACAAUCGUCGCCAUGCCAAGAUCGAGGCCGCCUUCCCCGAACCGAUAUCGCAGUGGCCGCUGUUUUUUUUUUUUUUCCUCUUGUUACUGAAUUUCAGUGUCUUGCAUAAUUUGCAUUUGAUUUUCUUUAAUUAUUAAUGACCCAGGUUUGCCUUUUGGCUUAGUCCUUCGUUUU
Messenger RNA from Cornus florida, 1952 nucleotides. RefSeq names its product cycloartenol-C-24-methyltransferase-like. Gene Ontology annotation, cellular component: endoplasmic reticulum. NCBI's taxonomy places the organism in Eukaryota, Viridiplantae, Streptophyta, Magnoliopsida, Cornales, Cornaceae. The transcript has 13 exons. The record is from RefSeq and is a predicted model, not a curated record. The coding region runs from base 532 to 1602 and encodes 356 amino acids. Gene Ontology annotation, molecular function: sterol 24-C-methyltransferase activity. Gene Ontology annotation, biological process: sterol biosynthetic process.